AUGGUCCAGAAGCGGGCAAACUCGUCGAGGAACCCAGGCGUCCAUCGGCCGUUUCUCUCGCCAGGACAUGACAACAAGAGAAAGAGGCGGACAUCACUGCCCACGGCUCCAUCAGCCCACCUGCCCAAGGCCCUCUCGACGGCUCUCACAUCACUGCCCACGACUCCCACCGCGGAGAAGCCCUGGGCGUUCUCAAGGUUAAUCCUGCCAUUCCAAGGCUUCGUCGGCGGCGUUUACCCCGCCCACGCACGUCGAGUCGAUUGA
Podospora pseudopauciseta is the source of this 264-nucleotide messenger RNA. RefSeq lists its product as uncharacterized. The coding region runs from base 1 to 264 and encodes 87 amino acids. The record is from RefSeq and is a predicted model, not a curated record. NCBI's taxonomy places the organism in Eukaryota, Fungi, Ascomycota, Sordariomycetes, Sordariales, Podosporaceae. The transcript is spliced from 2 exons.